CAGACCCGCUGUUUCCUGACGGAACUUGUACCCAGUAGCACGCCGUGAAGACUCGGUAUCAAACAGAAAUCUUCAACAUGGCAGAGACCCACAGCUUGCAGGACAUGAGGCAGCAGGCGGCCGUGGCGGCUAAAGUCUUCGUUCAGAGAGAUUACACCAGUGGAACCAUGUGCCAGUUCCAGACCAAGUUCCCCUCGGAGCUGGAGACCAAGAUUGACAAGCAGCAGUUCGAGGAGACGAUCCGGACGCUGAACAACCUCUACGCCGAGGCGGAGAAGCUGGGAAGUCAGUCAUUUAUCGAAGGCUGUCUGGCAUGCCUCACCGCUUACACGGUCUUUCUGUGUAUGGAGACUCACUACGAGAAGGUUCUGAAGAAGAUAGCGAAGUAUAUCCAGGAACAGAACGACAAGAUCUACGCACCACGAGGCCUCCUGCUGACAGAUCCCAUCGAAAGAGGCCUGCGAGUCAUCGAGAUCACCAUCUAUGAAGACAGAAGCUUCACCAGAUAAAAGCGAGAACACGCCUCCGUUUGGCCGAGCAGAGCUGCUGGACCCGCAGCAGCUGAACAACAGAACCAACCUCCUGGACGAGCUCCCAGACCCGCGACCUUAAUGCUGCGUCUUUACAAUCUGGCCCCUUCCCACCGGUUACUAAUGCAUGUGUCAUUCACAAAAUCCUUUGACCAAGUUGGACAUUCAGCUCUACUGUUUGAAGAAAUGUUGCAGCGGUGCUUCGGUUUUCCUUUCCCCCCGUUCUGUAUUUUCCUGCUCACACGUGUAAAUGUUUAAGUUGACCACAAACAUAUUUACAGGAAAUCUGAACUCAGAAUUGAACCAGUCUUUUAACCCUUUUAUGCCGGGCUAAUGCAGCUGUUUGAAAGUUAGUAUUUGUGCAGAAUUAAGUUAUUUUUUUUAAUCAGAUUUCCUUUUGGAAUGGUGCAGCCAUGAAAUAGGGCAACUUAAAUUUUACAGAUCUUUUCCAGAGCUCACCUGCGCUGUAAUGGAUUAUUUUGCCUGAACUGAUGGCUCAGUGGCGGCGUUCCCUCGCAGUUGUUCAGUCUGGAUUUGUUUCAUUUUAAUUCUUUCCCAGAUGGGGUUUGUAGUUUUGCUCCCAUUUUUUUUUUUUUUGCACCUUAUCUGCCUGUUUCCUGAAUAUCGGCGUGAGCCUUUUAUUUAAAGCUCUCUAGAGUCCAGUGGCAAAUUUUUAUUCCUGUAAAUAUUUGACUUGUAUGCAUUGAUUUAACAGAUCCUUUAUUUCUGUAUUUGGUGUAUGAUACUGUAAGUGCUGUCUCUUUAUUUUCAUUUGGCAUUUGUGCUAUGCAUAUUUGACCACUGUUCAUUUUUACUGUUCAUAUACACAUAUAGUCCAAUAUUGCCUUUGACAGAAGUAUUAAAAGUGCUCUUGUUAGUUGACAGCGCCCAGAAUGGCUUUGAACGUUGCCUCUAUGUAAGGAUAAAGGGCCAGUCACAUCAAAAUUUGAACAAAUAUCUUUUAAAGCUUCUCAGUGAAAUGGUUGCGAUUAGCACAUGUUAGAAAAGCACAAAUGUUUCUAAACAUUGACGUUCUGGUGUGACACGGCCCAAUAAUUGUGAAAUAGGGUUUUAGAGAUUUUCUAGAGAUGCACCAACCAGUUGAUCGGUGAUUUUUGCAAUUCAGGUCCAAGAUGGUGAUUUUCUUAACCCCCCCCCCCCCCCCCCCAAAUUAAAAAUCAAACAGCAUGUAGUAAGUACAGUGAAAUAAUUCUGUCGUUUUCAUUUCUGUCAAAACCUCUACCUCCGUUUAAGAAAUGUUUUCUCUUAUGACUUGUAGACCUUGUAGGAAAUCUGUUUGGACCAGAGAAGGCCUGAUAGGUGCGUCUCUACUAAAAUCAAAGGAUGGCUUUCUUUUCUGCGUACCGGGAGCAGCUCAGUUCGGCAUUAAGCCUCUCGUUGCGUCCUGUAAGCGGCUGAUGUUCAGCUUCAGUCGUCCCAGAUGUCCUGUAAAAGUGAAGCAUCUGGAAUCAGCUCCAUGUGCAGGUAUACAGGUUUGAUUGUGUAACCGAUUGUUAAUCAGAUGGAAGUGUUGAUGUCUUCUGUAAAUAAAGUGGGAGUUGUGUUUUGUUUUUUGUUUUUGUAGGUUGAGCCCAAUAAUUGAUCUUUUCUGUUAAUUUGCCAAAUGAAAUUCAAAUGUAUCAAUAAUCUUAAAUAUAUGCUAAUAAAUCAUGUAAAUAUUUGA
Molecule: messenger RNA, 2214 nt
Organism: Fundulus heteroclitus (mummichog)
Lineage: Eukaryota; Metazoa; Chordata; Actinopteri; Cyprinodontiformes; Fundulidae
Product: golgin subfamily A member 7
Exons: 6
Coding region: 78-509 (143 amino acids)
Biological process (GO): Golgi to plasma membrane protein transport; peptidyl-L-cysteine S-palmitoylation; protein targeting to membrane
Cellular component (GO): palmitoyltransferase complex; Golgi stack
Source: RefSeq, a predicted model, not a curated record